AUGUCAAUCAAUGCUCAUUAUUAUUGGGAUUACUUGAUAAGCUGGGAUCCAUGUGGCGGUUGUUUGCAUGGAGGAACCUGUAUAGAGUUUGCACGUAAAUGUCUCUGCAUUCCCAGUUACUAUGGUGACCUGUGCGAUAAAAGAAAUCCCUGUCCUUCAUACCCAAUUGGUUCUCCGGAUCCAAACAACGAAUGUGGCGGUUGUAAGAAUGGUGGGGUGUGUUUUGAGACCAUUGGUAUGUGUAUUUGCCACGAAAGCUUCUUCGGCGAACACUGCGAAGGAUCCUAUGUAACCUCAGCAGUCAAGACGGUAAAGCACGAGGGUUGCAAGCGAUACUGUGAAACAGAUGAACAAUGUCUGAAUGGAGGGCGUUGCCAGGAGACGGCCAAAUGUCAAUGUAACGAGGGAUACUUUGGCAAGAACUGCGAGUUAAGAGAAGAAUGGUGGAAAGAUUCUGAAGAACCGCCCGAUACGGACACGGUGGGCGUCAUAUUGGCUUCUGUGCCCGCUGUCCUGAUCACGACUGUCAUACUGCCCGCCGCAGCUUGCUUCUACUGCGUCGUUCUUCGAAGAAGCACGAACAGCGGUUCGGUUAUCAACGAAGACAUUACGGAAAAUUCCGAAGAUGACAUAAUCAAUGUCGAUGCAGCAAAUUUCUCAAGACAUUCCUUCACCGAAUUUGAUGAAGGGGAGAUAAACGAAAGUACCCGAAUAGCCGAAGGAAUGCCACCUAUGUACGGCAGCCAAUCAGACGGGAAUGCAACGGAGUCGCAUCUACGUAUUGGCGAUGAUGUUACACAUACGAUUCAACGUGUCAAUAUGAUGGCAUCGCCGCCCUCUUACGAUAGGGUGAACGUUUCACCUCCCGAAUACGGCGGUGAAACGGAUUUACCUCCUCCUUACCAGAGCCGAAUAAACACACCCUCGUCGGAUAUCACUCCGCCGCCGCCAUACGAAGAGUGAAUUACGGCUGACAAGAUCAGUAAUUGAUCAGACUGUGUGCUGAAUUUAGUCAUGCGCAUUACAGCCCGUGAUACGC
Saccoglossus kowalevskii is the source of this 1039-nucleotide messenger RNA. RefSeq lists its product as uncharacterized. The record is from RefSeq and is a predicted model, not a curated record. Gene Ontology annotation, molecular function: Notch binding. Lineage: Eukaryota; Metazoa; Hemichordata; Enteropneusta; Harrimaniidae.